GCCGUGGCUUUUGUUCUGCAGAUCCACCCAUCCUUCUAGCAGUCAAGUACCAGGCUAUGGUUUUCUCUCUGGGGAUCUUUCUUCCGCGUUUUGCCGGUGUCUCCGAUGAGGUUUUGGCCUCGGCUGGGAUUUCACUACCUUACUUUUCGUUUGGCUUCACGCUGAAAAAAGGGAUUCCUUAUAUUUGCUCUCCACGCUUUUGGUUAUAAUUCACUGUUGGUCUAGGGGGAACAACCGUUCAGCCUGGCUGAAAAAAAAGCAUCCGUUGAAAAGUCUCAAAGAAAUAUACCACGUGAGGAAAAAAAACUGGGAGAAGAUCGGAAUAUAAUCGCUUUUUCUAUGAUAAAACUGGUGCCCCUCUUCAGGAGAACUGAUCUCAAUUUAUUAUUAUGCAACCACAAGGAUCUCUUCUUUCUCAGGGUGUAUAAGCUGCUGGAUUGCUUUUCGCCCAAAUCAAUGUGGUUUCUUUGGAACAUUUUCAGCAAAGGAUCGCAUAUGCUGCAGUGUCUUUGUGGCAAGAGUCUUAAGAAAAACAAGAACCCAACUGAUCCCCAGCUCAAGGGUAUAGUGACCAGGUUAUAUUGCAGGCAAGGCUACUACUUGCAAAUGCACCCCGAUGGAAGUCUCGAUGGAACCAAGGAUGACAGCAGUAAUUCUACUUUAUUCAACCUUAUACCAGUGGGACUUCGAGUUGUCGCUAUCCAGGGUGUAAAGACUGGGUUGUAUAUAGCCCUAAAUGGAGAAGGUUUCCUCUACACAUCAGAACUUUUUACACCAGAGUGCAAAUUCAAGGAGUCUGUUUUUGAAAAUUAUUAUGUAAUCUACUCAUCCAUGCUCUACAGACAACAGGAGUCCGGAAGGGCCUGGUUCUUGGGGCUGAACAAAGAAGGGCAGGUCAUGAAAGGAAACAGAGUGAAGAAAACAAAACCAGCAGCUCAUUUUCUACCCAAGCCAUUGGAAGUUGCCAUGUAUCGAGAACCAUCCUUGCAUGAUAUUGGAGAAACAGUGCCAAAGGCUGGGGUAACUCCAAGUAAAAGCACAAGUGCAUCUGCAAUAAUGAAUGGAGGCAAACCAGUGAACAAGAGCAAGACGACAUAGCCAGAUCCUCACAGGUGUUGUGACUUUACUGAGUCCCAAGUACAGUUGAGCGAUUUAUCCUUGCCAGACUUCCCCUUGGCCGUGUCUGUGGAUCAGCUUGUGGCAGGUCACCAGCUUGCCCGUUCCUGUUUCUGAACUGAGUUGUUGCAAGUGGAUAAAUCUCAACAUGUAGCUCCACCACAACGAGAAGACACCUGGAUGAACCAGCUAAACUCAGACCAUGGAAUGCCCUACCAGAUAUUGGAAUGCCUUUUUAAUAUCUUUUCUGUGACUGUGACACUUCAUGUGAAUGACAUACUUCACAAGUACACUUGAUACCUUGCCUGCUGACAAUUGCCCAUAAUCCCUUUUUGAGUCCAGUUUCAGCAAAAUCCAUGUGUUUAAGUUCUAUUUUGUAGCACACAAAUAAUCAAGUAAUUUCUAGUUAGAUGCUGUAAACCUGUGCUAUUAUGGAUUUCUCUUCUUCCCUUUUUUAUAAGGCUGCUCGCUCCACUGUUUGUGACCUUUUGCAGGGAUUGUGUUUCUCUAUAACUUAAGUGUUGCCGGUGGCUUAGUUUUGAAAGCAAUCAGGGAAUCAGGAAGCCUUCAAAAAUCUAUUAUUAAAAAUUAUAUCUAUAAAGAAUAGGA
Messenger RNA from Serinus canaria (Common canary), 1725 nucleotides. RefSeq names its product fibroblast growth factor 14 (gene FGF14). The transcript is spliced from 5 exons. Gene Ontology annotation, molecular function: growth factor activity; fibroblast growth factor receptor binding. Gene Ontology annotation, biological process: animal organ morphogenesis; positive regulation of protein phosphorylation; fibroblast growth factor receptor signaling pathway. Gene Ontology annotation, cellular component: cytoplasm. The record is from RefSeq and is a predicted model, not a curated record. The coding region runs from base 340 to 1098 and encodes 252 amino acids. NCBI's taxonomy places the organism in Eukaryota, Metazoa, Chordata, Aves, Passeriformes, Fringillidae.